Messenger RNA from Mytilus californianus (California mussel), 3779 nucleotides. Its product is annotated as kinesin-like protein KIF11. The coding region runs from base 77 to 3280 and encodes 1067 amino acids. Gene Ontology annotation, cellular component: nucleus; spindle microtubule. The transcript has 25 exons. The record is from RefSeq and is a predicted model, not a curated record. Gene Ontology annotation, biological process: mitotic spindle assembly; microtubule-based movement. Gene Ontology annotation, molecular function: plus-end-directed microtubule motor activity; ATP binding; microtubule binding. Lineage: Eukaryota; Metazoa; Mollusca; Bivalvia; Mytilida; Mytilidae.
GACACCAUUUCUCAUUGGUUUAUUUCGAAAGCCCACCAUAUUCGAAUGUUUAUUGUUUUCUUUUCCUGUUUAAAAAAUGAAGCCUAAAACUGAAAAAGAUAAGAACCAACAUAUACAAGUGGCAGUUCGUUGCAGGGGUAUAAACUCUACAGAGAAAAGGCAAGGCUCCUAUUCAGUAGUUGAUUCAAAUGGAGACAAGAAGGAGAUUACAGUGAAAGAGCGCUUAGGAAUCAAUCCAACUACAAAGACCUACAAUUUUGACCAUGUCUUCCCACCAGCAGCCACUCAGCUUCAUGUUUAUACCAGUAUUGUCAUACCUAUUAUUGAAGAGGUGUUACUGGGAUAUAACUGUACUAUAUUUGCAUAUGGACAAACAGGUACAGGAAAGACAUAUACCAUGGAAGGGGAGAGAAGUGAUGACCCCAGUGUAUCCUGGCAAGAAGAUCCAUUGGCUGGUAUUAUACCUAGAGCGAUGUUUCAUAUUUUUGAGAGACUUCAGAGACAGGAUGUAGAGUUUUCCAUCCGUGUCUCAUUUCUGGAAUUGUACAAUGAAGAAUUGUUUGAUCUGUUAGGAUCUACUGACGACCCACUUCGACUCAAAAUUUAUGAAGACAGUUCUAGAAAGGGAUCAGUUAUCAUUAAUGGACUAGAAGAAGUGGUUGUAAGAUCUAAAGAUGAAGUAUUUCAAAUAAUAGAACGAGGAUCUGCCAAAAGACAGACAGCUGCUACACUGAUGAAUGCUCAUUCAAGUCGUUCACACACAGUCUUCUCAGUAACUAUACACAUUAAAGAAAACACUGUUGAAGGAGAAGAAUUAUUAAAAAUAGGAAAACUGAAUUUAGUGGAUUUGGCUGGUAGUGAGAACAUUGGUAGGUCAGGAGCUGUAGACAAGCGGGCUAGGGAAGCAGGCAGUAUAAACCAAAGUUUGUUAACAUUAGGGCGUGUUAUUACGUCACUUGUAGAACAUGCUCCUCAUAUACCCUACAGAGAAAGUAAGCUGACAAGAUUGCUGCAGGAUUCACUUGGAGGGAAAACAAAGACAUCAAUCAUAGCUACAAUAUCCCCUGCAUCUUGUAACUUAGAUGAAACUUUGAGUACACUAGACUAUGCACACAGAGCUAAAAACAUAACAAAUAGGCCAGAGGUUAACCAGAAAUUGACAAAGAAGGCCCUUCUUAAGGAAUACAAUGAAGAAAUUGAAAGACUAAGAAGAGAUCUUCAAGCUGCUCGUGAGAAGAAUGGUAUAUACAUAGCAGAAGAUAAUUACAUAGCCAUGCAAACAAAGAUAACACAGCAGCAUGAUUCAAUCAGGGAAAUGGAAGAACAGAUAGCUGCUCUAACUGAAGAAAGAGACAAGGUAACCGAUUUAUUUACCAUGACUAAACAAGAAUUAGAGGAGACCUCACAGCAGUUAACAAUCACAACAGAAAACUUGGUAGCUACUACAGAGACAUUACAAGAAACAAAGGUCACUUUAUGUGAAACCAAACAAGACCGUGAUGAACAGCACCAUCUGCUGGGGAAACAUGUGGAAGCUGAGGAGAACUUGUUUAAUGAAGCAAAACAGCUUUUGGAUACAGUACAAUCUACAUCAUCUGAUGUUUAUGGCUUACAUGAUAAAAUAGACCGUAAAAAGAAAGUAGAGCAACACAAUGAGGAAACACAAGUUUCAUUCCAAAAUAGAUUUCAAACUGAAGUUGCCAGCAUGCAAGACAAACUGACAGAAUUUGUUUCCUUACAGAAGACUUCUUACAACAGUCUUAUGGAUCAAUCAAAGAACUUAUUACAGAGGAGGCAAGAGGAAGUAACUACACUUUGUUCACAUAUAGCUGAUCUUCAUUCUAAUAUAACCUCUCACACUGAAGAGUUAGUAUCCUGUCAGGGGAGACAAUUAGACAACACAACCACAUGGGCUGAUAGAAUUAAGACAGACACCACAUCAAAGAAGAUGGAGGAAAGUCAAACGAUGUCUACCUUUAAGUCAGAGGAGUAUGUUCCUCUUAUGACAAACAUACACCAGAACCUAACUUCUACACUAAACAAGUUGUCUGAUGAAAAACAGUCUAUGACCACACAGCAACCUGCAAUUGAGGAUAUGUUGAAUGAUUGGGCCACAAAUCUUCAGACAAGUUUGGCUAGUAUAGUUACCAUGGUUACAGAGUACACAAGUCAACAAGAAGAAAAGAUGGAAUGGCUUCAGAAAAAUUUGACAGAGCAGCAUGAUAUUGAUCAGGAAAUGGUGAAAUUAUUGGAAAGAAGACAAGGCUUAUUGAAAAAUACAAAUGAGUAUGUAGAAGACAGAAAACAAGCCAUUAAACAGUUCUAUCAUAAAGCAGAAAGCAAAUUAAAGGAGGUCCAGAAAGAAAAUGAAGUGAAUUGUCAGAAGAUUACCAAGUCAACCUCUGAAAACUGCCAGACAAAUCUGAUGGAGGUAGACAAGAUACACACAGAAGUUGCUGCAUGUAUGGAUGCAUGCAACUUGUCAAAAAGUAAAGUUCUGGAAUUCCAAAAUGACAGAGAACAGGUAUGGUCUGUCUUUGAAGAGAGAAUCUGCUCAAGCGUAGAAGAAUUUAAACAAUCUAGUCAACAAAAUUCAGAGAAAUAUGCAGAAAAAUCAAUGAGUUUAACAGAUCACUCCAAGGAAAGCACAGACAAACUGAUAUCCCAUGCUAACCAAAACCAUACAGAAGUAGUCAAACAUAUGGAAGUCAGUCAGUCACAGAUGACAGAACAGAUAGAUCAUGUGACUGAAUGGUCACAGUGUUUGACUUGUGAAUUAAACAGGAGAACAGAGGAUAUACAGAACUUUUUGGCUGAAGAAAUAAAGAAAGAUAUUCCUACAGGUUUAACUCCUCAGAGACGUGAGAUUACUUAUCCCAGAAUCCUCACUAAAACUGAUGAUCAUGGUGUGAUCCUGACAGAUUUCAGAUCAACAUAUCAACAAGAUCCAAUAGUGAUGAACUUAGAUUCACAGUUAGCAAAAGUUGAUGAGGAAGAUAGUACACCAAAAAUAGUUAUAGAACAGGUAAAUGGAGAGGAGGAAAUAAUGCGGGAUGACAUGAGUGAUUGUAGCAGUAGGUCAUGUAAAUCUUCAACGUCUGGUAUCUCAACUAUGUCUGGAUUCAGUAAAGCAUCAGAUACAAAAGAGAACAGGGUGAGGAAACACCAUACCAAGUCUACUUCUAGUUCAACCAGCAAAAAGCCUAAAACAAAUCAAGACAAUAUAACACCAAGAGGGAAGUCACGACUACCACUAAGGAGUAACAACACUGAUUCAUAAGAUAUCAUUUUUAUACAGUAUUUAAAAGCCAUAUAUAUAUCUGUACAUAAAGACAUUUUAAUAGUUUUAGUGGUUCUUGACUUUUUAUUCGGUUUUAUUUUUUUAGUGUAUUCAUAUCAAGUUGAUGUUUGUAAUUUUAUUCUAGCUAAUCUUGUAUUUAUUAAACCUCAAUGUAAUAUAAAAAAAAAUACAUGCAAUAAAAUUAGAUCAAUUUUUUACAGGAAAAUUUGACAUUUUUCUAUUUAUAAAUGCAUGUGAGGUUCUGAUUUUUGAAUGAUAUAUCAAGAAGUUGAAAAUUAAUACAAGGAUGGACAAAAAUUCCUCGUUGAUUUAAUUCCCCAGAUGCAAUAAUAUUUCCCUUUGAAAGUAAUAUUUCUUCCAACCAAUAACAGUUACAAUAUAAUCAUUCUUUUGGUAGUAUUAAUGAUUCAAUAAAUGAUUAGAUAUAUAUUUGUCAAAAGCUUAAUGUCAUAUUGUUCUGUAUCUUUCUCAUUUGCAU